Haliotis rufescens (red abalone) is the source of this 4752-nucleotide messenger RNA. RefSeq names its product E3 ubiquitin-protein ligase LRSAM1-like. The transcript has 24 exons. NCBI's taxonomy places the organism in Eukaryota, Metazoa, Mollusca, Gastropoda, Lepetellida, Haliotidae. The record is from RefSeq and is a predicted model, not a curated record. Bases 149 to 2368 code for a protein of 739 amino acids. Gene Ontology annotation, molecular function: protein binding.
GAUACUUCCGGUAACAAUAUUUGUAAAUGUCGUAAUCUCCGAAGUCUGUUUACAACGCAUUAGGGUGUGUUUUGUGUUUUUUCUGAGUGUAUUUAAUAGAUAUUAUUGUUCGUGACUUGAUACAUGUAGAAGAUGGACUGAAGCCUCCAUGUCGAUUGAGGUGAAAAUGCCACUCUUCAGGAAGCAAAGUGAGAAAGGGAAGAAGCGUCAGGAGAGACAGGAGUAUUUGGCCCAGGAUAAUCCAGAGCCGACUUUCGAUCUGUCAGCGUGUGAGAUAAGUCAGAUCCCUUCAGGAGUGUUUGCCAGAUGCAAGAUUCUGCAGAAAGAAGCUCUCCUGCUGCAUGACAACUGGCUUGGCUCCAUCUCGGGAGGAAAGUUCUCCGAUCUGAUCACACUCAGGGUGUUAGACGUCCACAACAAUGAGAUUAAGGUUUUACCUGAAGAUAUAGGAACACUCGUUAACUUACAGGUAUUGAAUUUGGAGGGCAACAAAUUGAAGAAGAUUCCAGAAACAAUUGGGGACCUCCGUUCACUUCAGACUCUGAAUGUUAAAAAGAACAAAAUCAGCCAUUUGCCAGGGACUUUGUGCGAGCUUCCUUGUUUACGGCUUCUGGACAUCUCGGAUAAUGAAGUUACCUCCCUUCCCCAGAGGCUGUGUUACAUUCGUACGCUGGAAACGCUUGUACUAGAUGCAUCCCGCAUGAAAUACCCAGACAAAGAGAUCUGUAAGAAGGGGACAGAGGACACCAUGAAGUUUCUAUGCAGUGUGACUGGACUUGAGUACCAGCCCCCCUCCAACUUCCUGCUGAACAUCCUGGAGCCCCCAAAGCCGGUCGCCUCGUCCUGGAGCAGCAACUCGCUCAAGGCCUACCAGGAGGAGGCCAAGAUGAUGAAAUCGCUGGAACAGUACCAAGAUGUAAUGGACAAGAAGCGCGAGGACAGGACGGCCCUGGAGAAGAUGAUGCGCGAAGAGCAGGAGGUACAGGCCAUCAUGGCCGCCAAGGUCGUGUCUCAGAAACAGAACCUCGUAGACGCCAUUGCCAAGGACCAAGAGCGGAUCCUAGAUGGCUUGAAUCAACUCAGUGAGAAGAAGGGCGUGGAGAGAGAGAAGAUGUUCGGGGCACUCAAAGAAGUGGAGAAGAGUGCGGACGAGCUGCUGGUCCACCUACUGGACAUGACGGAGAAGGCCAAGAAGACGGAGGAGCUCCUGGACGAGCUGGAGCAGGAGAGGAGUGUGAAGGACGGUCUGUUUGAAGUGAGGUGGGAGGAGUUCCAGACACUGCGGAAACAGGAAGUCCUCCGAGCGAUGAAGUGGAGCCUGCAGGAUGACGAGGGGAUGGAGAGACUGAGGCAGGAGUACACCAUCGACAAGGACAACCAAAACAAGAGGAACCUUGAACAGGAGACUCUGAUAGCAGGCGAUCAGGUGGAGAGUUGUCUCUACCACCGGGAGGUCCAUCAGAAGGUUGUCAUGGAAACACUAGCCGAGCAGGAGCAACUACAGAAGCAAGCGUUUGAAGUGCUGCUGGUGGCCAAGGAUGCCAAGAGUAACCGGAUCAACAGCCAGAUCAGACUGAUUGAAGAACAGCUGAUGCAGCUCACUCUGGUGGAGCAGGAGCGGAAGGAUGCUCGAGCUGAGAUGGAGCUGAACCUGAUAGCUGAAAAGAGAAUUGCGUUGUCGGCGAUGUUGUCGCAGCUACUGGAGGAGCGGGACAUGAGGCAGGUUGAAAUCAGGAAGAGACUGGGGGAGAUGGAAGAGCGUCGGGAGAUGGGACAGACGGACUACUGGCUGGUGCAGUACCAGCGUCUCAUGGACAAGAAACCACAGAGACUCAUCGACAGCGAGAAUGCGCUGGAGGUGGAGGUGGUGAAAAUUCUGCGGAAGUCGGGAGCAGACGACUACCUGCCUGUGUUCGCACGUCACAAGAUCACCAUAGAAACUAUUAUACAGCUCACAGAGGAUGAUCUCAAACAGAUCGGUGUUCAUGAAGUUGGCCUGCGUAAGUCUAUCUUGCGCUAUACAGAGGAGAUGAGAGUGGAGAACAAACUAGGGGGGAUAACUCCGACGGUGGAGACUCCAGCCAAGGAGGUUGUGACGUCCGCAGAAGAGCCGUCAACCUCCUCACAAGCCGAGCCCUCCGCGCCCGAGGACCCUGCAGCAGGGGCCAUGUUUCAGAGACAGAGGUCAAUCAUCGCCCGGGGGAUGAACUCCGAGUGCUCCAUCUGUCUGGAAAGAGAGUCCCAAGUGAUCUUCCUCAACUGCGGACAUAUCUGCAGCUGUGUCAUGUGUUGCGGACCACUGACGCUGUGUCCGCUGUGUCGAGCUCCGAUCGUACAGAAGAUCAAGCUCUCACAGCCGACAACGUGAAUGACCUUCACCCCAGCAGAUCAACAAAACCUGUUUCUCUUCCAUGUAGAUGAACUUGUGGAGACGUGGAACUCUAUAAUUUUAUAUUUCAGGUUUUGAUAUUUUCCAAUUGUAAUCGAAAUGUGAUGAACUGUAGCUUGUGGCCUUUCUGAUUGUUGACUAGUAUUUUGUGGUGAGUUUAGGAACCUAGGAGCUAGGUAAUAGCAGAAAGACGAAUCGUCUCUGUCACUGGCGUGAGGAUAUGGAAGAUUUGCCCAUUCCAGAUUUAAAGAGUGGAUCUAUUAGAAAGACAUUACUGAUUUGUUUUUGUUUGCACCCUUAUGAAUUGUUGUAUAUCCUCAUUUAUUUUCAUGUCUGAAAAUGAUCUGAGAAAUUGUUUGACAUUGAUAAAAUCCGGAGAAUGUUGAAACCAACUAACAGCCUUGUUUUGGGGACUAUUUUAUUGUGUAUGAAUACGCUAUUAUAAUGAAAGGGAUGAAAGAUGAGAUGGAAGUGUCACUUUCUGUUUUUUCCAACAUUAUUUGGUCCGCGAUGAAUCUCGGCUUAAUGCGUAUUACCAGUCCUAAGGUCAAGGUCAGUUGAAGGUUGCCAAGUAAUUUCAAUGGCAGAAAGAUAAUUUUUGUACUGAUGUUGCAAUAAGACGCAUUUAAUAAUAGAUAUUCAUUUUGAUAUGACAAAAUAUUAGAGAUUUAGUCUUUUUUAUACCUGCAUGAAAUUAUCCAUAUACUUGAUGUACAAAUUUACCGAUUUUGAAUGUAAAUAAUGUUUGAUUAUAUGUCCAUGCUGUGUAGUUUUCUGUGUAGACGUGUAGUAGGUUCUACCUUGAAGAAGGACCAAACAGUGAAAAAUUACUAGAAUGUCUGUGAUACAGAAUGUCAGCAAAAUUAAUAACAUAUUUGUCAGAACCCUUGGUUCCAUUAAAAAGGUAAAUCAAGUCUCCUGCAUGUUAAUCUUGGUAAGAUAAGUGGCAAAGAAAACUUUGAAACUCCCCUGUGCACGGUAACAUAAGCUGUAACUCCCCCGUGCAUGUUAAAAUAAGCAGAAACUCCCCCGUGCAAGUUAACAUAAGCUGUAACUCCCCCGUGCAAGUUAACAUAAGCUGUAACUCCCCUGUGCAUGUUAACAUAAGCUGUAACUCCCCUGUGCAUGUUAAAAUAAGCUGAAACUCCCCUGUGCAUGUUAAAAUAAGCUGAAACUUCCCUGUGCAUGUUAAAAUAAGCUGAAACUCCCCUGUGCAUGUUAAAAUAAGCUGAAACUUCCCUGUGAACGUUAUCUUAAACAGAAACUCCCCUGUGCACGUUAUCUUAAACAGAAACUCCCUCGUGCACGUUAGCAUAAGCAGAAACUCCCCUGUGCACAUUAUCUUAAACGGAAACUCCCUCGUGCACGUGAACAUAAGCAGAAACUCCCCUGUGCAUGUUAUCUUAAACGGAAACUCCCCUGUGCAGGUGAACAUAAGCAGAAACUCCCCUGUGCACGUUAUCUUAAACAGAAACUCCCCUGUGCACGUUAACAUAAGCUGUAACUCCCCUGUGCACGUUAGCAUAAGCUGUAACUCCCCUGUGCACGUUAACAUAAGCUGUAACACCCCUGUGCACGUUAACAUAAGCUGUAACUCCCCCGUGCACGUUAGCGUAAGUUGUAACUCCCCCGUGCACGUUAACAUAAGCUGUAACUCCCCCGUGCACGUUAACAUAAGCUGUAACACCCCCGUGCACGUUAACAUAAGCUGUAACACCCCCGUGCACGUUAACAUAAGCUGUAACACCCCCGUGCACGUUAACAUAAGCUGUAACUCCCCUCGUGCACGUUAACAUAAGCUGUAACUCCCCUGUGCACGUUAACAUAAGCUGUAACUUCCCUGUGCACGUUAACAUAAGCUGUAACUCCCCUGUGCACGUUAACAUAAGCUGUAACUCCCCCGUGCACGUUAGCGUAAGUUGUAACUCCCCCGUGCACGUUAACAUAAGCUGUAACACCCCCGUGCACGUUAACAUAAGCUGUAACACCCCCGUGCACGUUAACAUAAGCUGUAACACCCCCGUGCACGUUAACAUAAGCUGUAACUCCCCUCGUGCACGUUAACAUAAGCUGUAACUCCCCUGUGCACGUUAACAUAAGCUGUAACUUCCCUGUGCACGUUAACAUAAGCUGUAACUCCCCUGUGCACGUUAACAUAAGCUGUAACUCCCCUGUGCACGUUAACAUAAGCUGUAACUCCCCCGUGCACGUUAACAUAAGCUGUAACUCCCCUGUGCACGUUAACGUAAGCUGUAACUCCCCCGUGCACGUUAACAUAAGCUGUAACUCCCCUGUGCACGUUAACAUAAGCUUUAACUCCCCUGUGCACGUUAACAUAAGCUGUAACUCCCCUGUGCACGUUA